AAACGCUCGCUGCCUCCGUCUCCACUCCACCAUUGCUCGCUCGCUUGCUCUACCGAUUAGUUUUCGUCGUUUUCUCCAACUGUUGAAGAACACUUGCUUCCUCAUUCCCCUUUGUUCCGUGCCAAGUCUUUUCCCCCCUUCUUACUGCUGUCGAUAGUGGAAAAGAGGGCAGCUUUGCUAACGGGAAUGGAGUUCGGCGCCGACGAGGUGGUGGAGGUGAACUGUGCCCGCGGCGGCAGCGGCGGCGGGGAUCCCGGGGUGUACGCGGCGGUGCUCAAGAGGAAGCUCGACCUGUACUGCGCCGCCGUGGCCAAGACCAUGGAAGCUAAACCACAAGAAUCUGCUUUGGGAGCUAUGCAAUUGGUUUCUCAAGCUUCAGACACUUCGCAAUUAGUUUCUCAAGCUUCUUUUGAUGGUGAUGGUACUGUUGUUCAAGGCAAGCCAGCUAAUAGUUGCACAUCAAGGGAGCAGUCUGAUGUUGACGGUGAUCUUGAGGAAAAUACCGACCCUGCUAAUGCAAAGCGGGUGAAGAGGAUGCUCUCAAAUCGAGAAUCGGCCAGGAGGUCAAGGAAAAGGAAGCAAGCUCACCAGACCGAUAUUGAAUCACAGGUUACCCAGUUAAGAGCUGAAAAUGCAUCUUUGCUAAAGCGCCUGACUGACAUGACUCAGAAAUACAAGGAAGCUACCCUUGGCAACAGAAAUCUUACAGUUGAUAUGGAGACUAUGAGGAGAAAGGUGAAUAUAGCUGAAGAAGCUGUAAGGAGAGUAACUGGAGCAAGCCUUCUGUUCUCCAUUACAUCAGACAUGGCCGGAAGUAGUGUGCCCUUCUCUUCAUGCAUAUCUGAUGCAGCCUCUGCUGAUGCUGCUCCCACUGAAGAGAGCAUGAGCCAUUUGCUCCAAGGUUUUUUUGAGGAUGAUCAGAUAAAGCCUGACCUCCCACAGGCAACAACUCCUGUUGUUCCCAGUGGGGAAGAGAUGGCCUCAAGACCGGCCUCUCUACGACGCAUCGCAAGCCUGGAGAACCUGCAGCAGAGGAUCCAUGGAGAUUCAAUACAUUCCGACACUGCUUCGGCUUUCUCAGACCAUGAAUUCCCUGAAAAUGCUCUAUGACUGGAUUAUAAUGCUCCAGUGAGCUAAGUUUUGUCGUAAAAUAUGGAGCUUGUGGCAUCUGUGUAUAUCUGGAUGCUGAACUUUGUGUAUUACUACUAAUUUGAAGGUAAAUAAUCUGUGGUUCAGCCUUCUGAUCC
This is a messenger RNA of Brachypodium distachyon (stiff brome), 1247 nucleotides long. Its product is annotated as light-inducible protein CPRF2. The record is from RefSeq and is a predicted model, not a curated record. Gene Ontology annotation, biological process: regulation of DNA-templated transcription. The transcript has 6 exons. The coding region runs from base 187 to 1110 and encodes 307 amino acids. Lineage: Eukaryota; Viridiplantae; Streptophyta; Magnoliopsida; Poales; Poaceae. Gene Ontology annotation, molecular function: DNA-binding transcription factor activity.